UAUGGUUUAUACUGCACGCAAAUCCAGAAUACUAUUUUCUUUGUUACCGCUUAAAAUUCCACUUCGGCUUAUCUGUACGUCUCGCAAGCCACACACGACUAAUUCAUUCACGGGUGGGGAAAUGUUGAUCGUUUGCAUUCAAGUCGAGCAUCGGUGAAUCCAUCACAUGAUCGCUGCGGUCGCUCGGCGCUCCGCGUCUUUCUUCCACGAGCAGAAGGCAAGGCAGCAGCAGCAGGAGCUUCAUGUAAACACGCUGCAAGCAGUGCUUUGUCUCUCACACACACACACACACACGCACGCACGCACGCACUUCGCUGGUAUCCCCUCUUCUAGUCAUGCCAUGGAUAUUUUGUGGCAAUACCAGUUCCGCAUCAUCUUGCUCGGGGAUUCCACGGUGGGCAAGUCGUCGUUGCUGAAGCGCUUCUCGGACGGGAUCUACAGCGAUGUGGCGGAUCCGACGGUCGGGGUGGAUUUCUACGCCCGCUCGCUUGAUAUCGAGCCCGGGGUGAAAAUAAAGCUGCAGCUCUGGGACACUGCCGGUCAGGAACGAUUCAGGUCCAUCACAACAUCCUACUACCGCAACUCAGUGGGCGGGCUCCUAGUCUUUGACCUCACCAACCGCAAGACCUUUGACCACGUGAGGGAGUGGCACAAGGAGGUCAGUGAGCACAUCCUGCCCCACCACAUGGUCUACAUCCUCAUCGGCCACAAGAGCGACCUCAACAAGGACCGCAUGGUGAGCCGGGACGAGGCGGAGCAUUUGGCGGCCGAGCUGGGCAUCCGCUACGUGGAGACGUCGGCCAAGUGCAACAGCAACGUGGACCGGGCCUUCGAGCUGCUGACGAAAGACAUCUACGAGCUGAUGAAGAUGGGGGAGAUCGUCACCCGCGACGGCUGGGACGGGGUCAAGAGCGGCCUCACCGGCAAGGUCCUCUACUCGGCCGACGACGAAGAGGAGCUCGUUGCCGCGACCCCCGAGCGGGGCUGCCACUGCUGACUUUGAACUGUCCACACACUGCGCCGUCACACCAAGAGUCCACCUCGUCUCACUGUUGUCCAUCGAAAAAAACCAAGUCACUCUGGCUCAGCACCCUGCAAUAUAUCACCAUACGUCACUUCCUCACCACGUGCGUUGUGGCCCCUCCGCGUGUGGGUUCUUCUCACGACUUGGGUCCAACCGGGGGGCCAUUGUAGAUCCUGACGUGUAUGUUAACAGGCAAAUUUUUGUUCUCUCUGAAGCCACGUGGUGUAGAACGAGCUGAGCUGUUCUGGGCCUUCUUAGGAUCGAAUGACACAAGUGUGCAGAGGGCAUCAGGUCAUGGUUCGUAGAGGGUCGCCAACACUGCUUUCCAUGUCCCCGCAGUCAGUGGACGACUGAGUAUCCAGAAGACAGAUAGAUUUCACAGAGCACCGUUGUGGGUUUGUACCUGUCAAAGUUUGUGCGAUGCUUUGCCUGCAAUCAUUUUCGAUUAUAGUAUUGUAAAUAGUCGUGAAAUAGAUAAAAGCUAUAACGUCACAGGAAGCUAUUUAAUGGACAGGGUGAGCGGAGACAGUACCCUCUUCAACGAGUUUAAACAUGUCAAAUCAGUGUGCUCCGCCUGGUAAUGAAGGCUGUAUGUGCACUUACGCCAAACUGACUUCAACCGUUCUGUGAAUAGAUGAGUAAUGCUUCUGUAUAAUAAAAAAAAAGGAAGAUUUUGAUGUAUACAUAAAGACGGGCCAUUUUAAUUAGAGUAGGUGGCCUUUAGGCGUUUGUAUCGUAACAUCAAGGCAUCAGGUCUGUUACCUCCCAGUCAUCACACCUUCAAUGACUUCAUCCACCGUAGGAAGGAUGUGUUUGUCUAGGAACAAAAGGAAGUUUUGUGCUUCGCCUGCAGCUGUGUGGGGCUUAGUGCAACCCGUUGAUUAUUUUGUUCAAAGCUUAAUUCACAAAAAUAAUAAUUUUCCAGUCAGCCAUGAGCCAUUCAAUCCAUUCAAUGUUUAUACAUGUGCUGCUUUUGUGGGCCCGUGCUUUAUGCUGUGUUCCAGAGGUGUCGGUGGGAAAUUCUGGUUGAAGUUUUAUGGGGAAGAUUUACCCCUCCAAGUACAAAACGUACAGCUCUGAUAUGUCACAUCCACACGGUUACAUACAAUGCAAAGCUAGUUAGCAUUUCUUUUAACGGGGAUGGUUACAGUCCUCACAUCCACUACAGUUCAGCAGGCUGGUGAUGGUCAGUGGAUACAAACUGAAUAGGUGACCAAGUAGUUCUAAAAACAUUUGCACCAUCCCUUUAUUUAUUUUUUUGUCUCUUUACAGAUUCUAACAGUAUACUUCCUAAUGAACCGCUAUCUGUUAUAGAUGGCGGAGCUGAUGACAUCAUCAGGUGGGCACCACGCCUAGAAAUCAAACUAAAUGUCUUUGCAAUGUCACAAAUCCCUAUUUGACAACCAGCCUGACUGUGUUUAAGGCUACAGCCUUCCUGUGUCCCUCUUCUGCACAGAGUUGGGUUGUAAUUGUUCUGCACCGUCAAAGAUGGCCGCCUCAAAGCAAAGAGAAGUUACAUUCAUGGCAACCUUGGAAAGACACCAAGAAAAUAUGGCUUUUGGAAAGAUUGCUGUUAUGAAAGAAAUAUGCUUAUUUCUCAUCAGCUUAACACCCUUAUAUCCAGCAAUAAGACAUUUAAAAAAGAGAAUAGUAAAAAUCUUUAUAACAAACCGUGACCUGUGUACUGACCACGAUAUUGAUGGGGGAUACCUUCAGUCCACAUCCAGUUUCCUUCCAAUUGGAUUCUUAAAGGAGUCAUUUAACAUUUUGUGUAAUACGUUUAUCUGUGUUUCUUUCUGGGAAUCAGAGGAGAAGAUUAAUACCAUUAUCAUUUCCAGAUUUGGUGCCAUCUUGCCUGGAAAGACACCGAUGCUAAAACCUUUGUAUGCCAACAGCAAUGCACACGAUGCUACAGAAGUAGCAUCCCAGUAAUGUGCGGAUGGAUCAGGAAAUAGUUCCAGCUUGGCGAUCCCCGCAAAACCAAAAAUUUGAACAUGACAUUUACUUGAAUCUCCUCAUCUCUGAAAAAGAAAAGAAGUAAGCAAAUUUCCUAUGUCUUUCAUGAUGUGUUUUUUAUGUUGUUCACAGGAAUGAUCAAACCAACCUGUUGGGGCUUCUGUACCAGAAAGCAUCUGCCCAUGUUCGGCUUGUGGGAUGGUACGAAGCCCAAAACUGUUCGGCUCUUUAUCCCUAUGGUCACAUGUCACAGCUAUACUGAAUAAAUGUUAUUUAUUUUAUAUUUUAUGUGAUUUCCUUGAUUGGUUAAAAAAAUAAAUAGAUGUACAAUGAA
This is a messenger RNA of Gasterosteus aculeatus aculeatus (three-spined stickleback), 3314 nucleotides long. RefSeq names its product RAB42, member RAS oncogene family a (gene rab42a). Gene Ontology annotation, molecular function: GTP binding; GTPase activity. The record is from RefSeq and is a predicted model, not a curated record. Lineage: Eukaryota; Metazoa; Chordata; Actinopteri; Perciformes; Gasterosteidae. Gene Ontology annotation, biological process: Rab protein signal transduction.